UCUGCUCACGGCGCUGCUCAGAUUGAGGACUCGAGUUUUUUUUCUGGAGACUGACUGAGGGAGUGUGUGUUUUUCUGGAGGAGAACCGAGAGAGAGGCCACGUUUUUUCUGGAAAAGUUCCCCCCACACGUAUCUUCGGACCUCGCUACAGAUUGACCCGUCACCAUGACAACAGAAGUGGGAUCUGAGACAGAGGUGAAGGAGAAAGCAGAGGAGUCAGCUGCUCAGCCGGACCAAACGGAGAAGGCAACAGAGGAAACCCAGGAAGUAGUGAGCGCGGAGGGUGACGAGAAGGAGAAAGAAAAGGAGAAGGAGAAAGAGGGGAAAGGGAUCUCUCGAUACCUGCCAACAUGGCUUAAGAAGCAGAAGUCUCAAACACAGACCUCUCCAACCAAGGAGGUGCAACCCACAGAGGAAGCCAAUACCACUGUGGAACAGGAAGAGGAGGGGCCUGCCCCAGAAGUUAACGGUCACGCAGAGGAAGUGGAAGAGAAGGAGGCAGUAAAGUCGGAGCAACUGAAAGAAAAAGAAGCAGAAUCUCACUCCAACGCCAGCGCAGACACAGAGCCUGCCAAGGAAGAGAAGGUGGACGAAAGUGCAGAGAAAAGUCCUGAAGAGACCAAGGAGACAACAGAGGGAGAUUGCGCAGAGGAGGAGGAGGAGAAGAAGGAGCAGGAAGGAGAGGUGCAAGGUGAAGGAGAGGAAGGCCAGACCUCCAUUUUUCAGUCACCUCUUCGUCUUGUGAGGAAGACCAAGAUGAAACUGGUGGUCUGUCAUGUGAGCCUACUGGACGGGACUGACUUCACCUGUGAGGUGGAGAAACGUGCAAAGGGCCAGUACUUAUUUUUUAAGGUGUGUGAGCAUCUUAAUCUAAUGGAAAAAGACUACUUUGGACUGACUUACAAGGACAGCCAUGAACAGAGAUGUUGGUUGGAUCCCACUAAGGAAAUCAAGCGGCAGAUACGUAGUAACAACUGGCAGUUUUCAUUCAAUGCCAAGUUCUACCCUCCAGACCCCUCACUGCUCACUGAAGACAUUACCAGGUACCUGUUGUGCCUGCAGCUCCGUGAAGAUGUGGCUUCUGGUCGACUGCCUUGCUCCUUCGUUACUCACGCCCUCCUGGGGUCAUACACAUUGCAGGCAGAAUUUGGUGACUUUGAACCGGAGCAGCCUCGCCCCCUGGACAACAUUGGCCAGCUCACCUUUGCGCCCAAUCAGAACAAAGAGAUGGAGGAGAAGAUAUUUGAACUCCACAAGUCUCACAGGGGAAUGACACCUGCACAGGCUGAUGCCCAGUUUCUAGAAAAUGCCAAGAAACUAUCUAUGUACGGAGUGGACCUGCACCAUGCUAAGGAUUCUGAGGGUGUGGACAUCAUGCUUGGUGUGUGUGCCAACGGACUCCUGGUUUACAAAGACAGACUUCGGAUAAACCGUUUCGCUUGGCCCAAAAUACUGAAGAUUUCAUACAAGAGGAACAACUUCUACAUCAAGAUCAGACCAGGAGAGACGGAGCAGUUUGAGAGCACGGUGGGAUUCAAACUCCAGAACCAUCGAUCUGCCAAAAAGCUGUGGAAAGUCUGCGUUGAGAAUCACAGUUUCUUCAGGUUAAACGCACCAGAGCCUCCUACCAAGGCCCGCUUCUUGACUCUGGGCUCCAAGUUCCGCUACAGCGGACGCACCCAGGCCCAGACCCGCGUGGCCAGCUCCCUCAUAGACCGACCCGCACCCAACUUUGAACGCACCUCAUCGAAACGCAUCAGCCGCAGUCUGGACGGAGCCCCAAUGAUCAGCAUAACUGAGGCUGGAAGGGACACAGCUGAGAACGGACGUGAGCCACACCUGGAGCUCCACUCUGAUUCAAAGAGUCCAUUGAGAGUGCAUGGGGCCAAUAUUUAUGUGAGGCACAGUAAUUUAAUGUUGGAGGACCAUGAUAAGACCCAAGACGAGGUUCUGAAACAUCAAGCUAGCAUUAGCCAGCUAAAACGCUCCUUUAUGGAGGCGCCACCUCCCUCUCCUCCUCAGCUCAACCAGUGGGAGAAACGUCUCACCUCCUCCCCCGCCACAACAAUACGUGUUCAACAGCAACAAGUGGUGAGUGUGCCCGAUGUGGAAGCGGCUGCGGCUGAUAGUUCGAUCCCUGAUACCAAAGAACCUGCAAAGACGGCCGAAGUCGAAAUCGAAGAAAUCGUUGUCGUGGAAGAGGUUUCCAAAGCAACCAAACCGGGAUUUGUCACAGUUACUGCCAGUUCUCCUGCUGUCCCAACCACAGAGCAGGAAACAAGAGAACAGGAAGUGAAGGUUGAGGAAAAAGUAGUGGUGACACAGGAAGCUAAAGCGGCGAAGCAGGCGAUCGUUUCAUCUGAAAGUGAGAGCGAGGACGAAGCAGAGUACCACCCAAAUGUCCCUGUGUCCAUCUCUCAUACACAAAUACUGGAGGAGAAAGAAGAAGAAGAGGAGGAAGACCAGGUUGACAAACAGGAGGACAAGACAACGGAGCAGGACACUCCAGAAGUUUCCUCCCCGCCAGCUGAUGUCCUUCAGCCUGCAGAAGAAACCAGCCGAGCGGUAGAGGAGUCAGAGGCAGGGGACAAGAACGCAGAGGAGGAGAAAGAUAGUGAGAGGGAGACGGAGGAAAGCACCAACGAUCUGAUGACAGCACCAGGCGAAGCUCCUAAUGGCCUCCACGCAACUGAGGAGGACGUGAGCGGGUUGGCCACCCACCCAGACGAGGAGGUGGAGCCCAAAAUGAACGGACAAGCCUCAUUGGCUGAAGCAGAACCCCGGCCACAGGUUAUUUGUUGCUCUGAGCCACCUGUGGUAAAGACAGAAAUGGUGACUAUAUCAGACACCUUCGCAGCCCAGAAAACUGAGAUAGCCACAAAAGAAGUGCCCAUCGUACACACGGAAACCAAGACCAUCACUUACGAAGCUGCACAGUUGGAUGGAAACGGCGACGGUGAGCCCGGAGUGUUGAUGACUGCUCAGACUAUCACCUCUGAAUCUCUGUGUACUACCACAACCACACACAUUACCAAGACGUUAAAGGGCGGCCUAUCAGAGACGAGGAUUGAGAAACGCAUCGUCAUCACUGGCGACUGCGACAUCGACCACGACCAGGCACUGGCCCAGGCCAUUAAGGAGGCCAAAGAGCAACAUCCUGACAUGUCUGUUACCAGAGUGGUGGUUCAUAAAGAAACUGAACUGGCGGAGGAGGAGGAUUGACUGAACUGAGAGCUGAAGGGCCCAUCAUGACUGUUCUCCUCUGUUGACGUUGAACGACCUUCAUCACCCGACGACGACCGACCUUGACUGACCGAUGAGGAGGAGCUGAAGAGCAUGAGGAAGAGAAAAACGGAUGGAGAGAAGUCACCAGUCUUUUCUAACAUUUCUGUGGUGCAUCUAAAUCCCUCACUCCAAAAACCAAGUAAAAGGAAAAAAAAAUCAUCUCUUCACUCUUCCCGAGGGAACAAAAACAAAACCACUUUGUUAGAUUAACAUUUGUAGCGUGUUUUUAUUUUUUAAUAGAGCCUUUUUUUUUUUCUUUAACUGAUUUGUUUUACAAAAAGAGAGAAGAUAGUGAGUCUGUCAUAUAUUGCGAAAACUAGGAUUUUUAGGGAUGCACUGAUAACCAGGUCUGGUGACACACAGCUAAUAUACUGUAUCAUUGUACUGAAUAUUUCACCAGUACCAGUGACUGUCAACGAAGCUGCAAGAUUCAAAGCAAAUUUGAGAUAUUUCUACAAACAGGAAGCUUUCGAAUGGAGACAGUUUUUUUUUUUUAAAUCUUUUUCUUAAUUUGUAUUUACCUGAAAAGUAAAUUGACACUGAGGUUCUGUGCUUGGAAUCUGUAUCAGCAGAGUUAACGUGGUUUUGGUGCAUUCCUAAACAAGACAAAAGGUUAUUUGAUAUUUCACAGCUCCCUCCCUCACCUCUUUAAUCGGUGAGUAACACAAUGUAACUCAGUCCUUUCUAAAGACUUUACAGUAACAACUACAGCUGCAAGAAUCACGGAGACACAACUUGGUUUGAAACUCUUUAUCAAAACGUAACACAAACAAACUGUAUCACUCACUGUAACACAACCAUGGUCAGAGUCAGAUUAAAGAAUUCAACCGUGUCACAUUAUCACCUUUUGUUUCUAAUAAUGACAGAAACUAGGGAGCUGUUAGGUAAAAUAUCGCAGCAAAAAAACAGUCAACCAGUAAUUUUCUUUUCUUUUUUUAUUCUGUCUCUUGUUCUGUAAGUAUAGUUCUUAUUCAUCCACAUUCCUUGUGUGUCGACCAGCGGCUGAGUGAGUUCACUUUCAUCGAGACAUUUUUACAUUUACAGCAGGUGAAUGAAUCUUAAUUGAGCAGUUGGACGUUUAUAAUACAUUUUUACUGAAAGGAAAUUAGAACCGAAAGUGAACUGACUGAAACGCCGGUGUAUACAACUUUCUGAACAGUAAAACUCAAUGAAGGUUUAAUAAUGGGAGCCGUAAUCCAGAUUUUAAUUAGCUCAACGCUCUCCCUGGGGCCCGCCCACUGUACUACACUGACCAUUCCUGCUGGGCCGCAGGGGAGCGAGGGAGCAUACUGACUCUUGAUUGGGAGAGAGAGAGGACCAGUGAACAGAGGGGAAAUUGGGAGAUGGAAGAGGCGCCGCGCAUCGUCUACAUGGGAGUGAAAAAUAAUUUUAUCACUGGUGCAUGUCGGCCACUUUUUAUUUGUUUUUUUUGCAUCCUGCAGUGAGUUAAAGCUGUUAUAAUAUUAUUGGGACGAUGCUUAACACACAUUUAAUAAUUCAAAAGGAGUUUUGUGCUACAGCCGGAAGAGGUACCAAAAUGAGGACACGCAGCAGGAACAACUUGAAACCAGUGUCUGUGCCCAAUCGAGAAAAUGUCUACCAGUUCGUUAGCUCUGCACUUCAUUUCACUCCCGGUUUCUUUUUUUUGUUUUCGUACCAACAAAAUCUGCAAAAACACAGCAACAUCUGGAAUUGAAUUCGGCAUCUCUUCGUGUUUUAACCUUUGCGCGAGUUUAGAUAGAGGCCACUGUGUCGACUGGUUUGAGAGUGUGUAGUUAACAGAUAAUCUCGGCUCAUACAGCAAGUCUAGAUCCGAUUAUUUUCGACGUGGUGCUCGCUGUGUUGUAACCUAUUGACCGCAACAAAAUCAUUCUGCCGUGGUAAUGUGAUUUUAUAUACGUUUCAAUUUCAAUACUUACAUUUGUCUCCCACACAAGCAACACUCAGAGUCUCCCAGUGCACUACACAAACGGAUACAGGCGGAAACAGUUACAGCACAAACAGUAAAACGCAGCUGAAAGGGAAGAGGGUACCAGAGGGGUUGAAGUGCUUUGGAAACCUUCUGAAUGGAAUCUCAUGAUGUUUUAUUCAUUUCCUGUGUCCUUUUCACCCACAUGUGCAUCUGAAUUCCACAAAUGUGACCGUGUUAUAAAUAUUGGUGGCAUUAAAUGGGUUUGAACGAGAAACCUGGUCUGCUGCGUUUAGUCCGACCCGGAUUUGUGUGAGCAGCGAAAGGAUUCUGCAAAAAACCUGAUUGAUUUGUGAACAAAGACGUGGUACAGAUUUCCAAAAACAUUCCACCUGGACCCGCCUAGAUCUCUCUGAACCCUCCAUUCUGGAUAUAGUGGCAUUUUACAUUAGAUUCAACAGGAUCUGUUUUUAAAUGAAGACAUAUUGACAUUUGAAGUAGCGCGUACCUCUCAAUUUGAAAACCUUUCAAACUUCCUCCAGAUGACGGAGCGGUGAAGACGGUCUAGGCCGGGAAACACCAGUUUGACCUCUGAUUUGCAGUUCAAUGACAUUCCACAUGAGGGCGAACCUUUAACCUUUAGCCCUCUUGCAAAGAGACAAAGUGGCAGAGGAAGAAAUAAAUGUGUAACGCUGGGCAGCUUUGUAAGCUUUCACUGUUUAAACAUCAGAAGCUUUUUCUCAUCAUUUUUCUUUUUUUUUUUCUGUGAAACUGAUCUAGAUGUUGAAAGGGCGGGAUUUGUUGUACCCCCCCUGUUGAAUAUUUAUGAGAUUGUCACAUCGUGUUUUAUUGGGAUCACUGAAGGAGCACCAUUACAAAUCAAAUGUUCUGCCACCAUUUCCUGCUCUUUCUUCCUGUUUUGCUUAGAGCCACAGAUUGAGCCUCCUCUCGGGCGUCUGGGCUCUCGUCUGUCUGGUCACAGGAGCUGUGGGGCGGCGAGGUUGUUUUUUCUAAAAUGUUUGCACGAGUCAUUUUAAUGCGAGAAAAAAAAAAACGGCUGCAUCAGACAGUAGUUACCACGGCAACGCCACAAUGGAACUCGUGGAUAAGAAACCGAUGAUUCUACGCCAGCUGAUUUUUAAACUGUCAGGGAACUCAACGUCAUGGAGCGCGUCGUGUGGUCCGAUGAAACACAGGUUUCUCAAUUGGCUUCGUUUCUUUACAUUCAAUCUCAGGCUUUAUUGAACAGUUUGGACAAAUGAGAUAAAUUUACAGUCUGUUAAAACCAGCAUCAUUUUGUAUUUUUAACAAAGUAAAAAAAACUCACUUAUAACAAAACUUUAUAUAGGAAACAAAUUUUGGAAAAAGCAACCCGCUCCCUCCUUGCGCUCUCGUAGCACAACCAAUGAUCACUGGUAGGGUUUUUUCUAUCUAGCCGCUUAACUGUCUUGUCUCCCCACACAGCCACUCCUCCCCCGUGUAACACUGUUUGAAUAAAGGAUUGUUAUACUCUCA
Platichthys flesus (European flounder) is the source of this 6709-nucleotide messenger RNA. It is a transcript of the gene epb41l2, whose product is annotated as erythrocyte membrane protein band 4.1 like 2. Gene Ontology annotation, biological process: cortical actin cytoskeleton organization. NCBI's taxonomy places the organism in Eukaryota, Metazoa, Chordata, Actinopteri, Pleuronectiformes, Pleuronectidae. The coding region runs from base 166 to 3222 and encodes 1018 amino acids. The record is from RefSeq and is a predicted model, not a curated record. Gene Ontology annotation, cellular component: cytoskeleton; plasma membrane. The transcript has 23 exons. Gene Ontology annotation, molecular function: structural molecule activity; actin binding.